Messenger RNA from Wyeomyia smithii (pitcher-plant mosquito), 3467 nucleotides. RefSeq names its product vanin-like protein 2. The coding region runs from base 1475 to 3232 and encodes 585 amino acids. The record is from RefSeq and is a predicted model, not a curated record. The transcript has 6 exons. Gene Ontology annotation, molecular function: hydrolase activity, acting on carbon-nitrogen (but not peptide) bonds, in linear amides. Lineage: Eukaryota; Metazoa; Arthropoda; Insecta; Diptera; Culicidae.
GUAGUGAUGUAGUUGCCGUUCGUCUCGACAGCUGCACUCUUCGGCGAUGAGGUCUUCAGUUGCUGACUGUGGACACCGGUUGCUCGGGACGGAUUUGUUGUGGACCGAUCCAAUUAUACCGGGCUAUAUACAUAUGCAAGAGGGGUUGUAAUCGACGCCACUUACGUGUGUGUAGCAAGUACUUAGUGAAACUGAUAACAACGUACGAUGAUGGACAGUGUAACGGUUUCGGGGCUGUUUGUUCUAUUGACAAGUGUGUAGCAGGAAUCGCGGUUGAAUUGCAGGUACUCGGUCAUUUCGUGCCGUGGACAGACAGUGCGUGAUUGGUGGUUGACCUGCUGUCGCGGUUCAGUGGAGAAGUGUGUUGAUAGUGUGGUAAUCAGUUCCAGCUUAGUAGUGCAACGAAAUGAUAAUCCACCGAGCGAUUCUUAUCAUAUGCUUGUAUCUUACUGCAAAUAUUUGAAGAAAAAUUUCUAGUCUCCGGGCCAGCCGGGCAAGCAUGAAAACCGGACAGUGAACAUCGAAAACAUUUCGCAAGCGAACGCAGAAUUCGCCGAAUCAUUUUUUUCUGCUGUGCUUCGUUUUGAUCGUGCCACAUUUCGCUUCGCUUUGGGAACUGGAAGUUCGGGUCCGGUCCGGUCAUACCGCAUACCUUCCUGCCUACGUAGAACGGCGAAAACGAAACGCCAACACACAACAAACAACUUCCCACCGCGCGCGUUUCUCUCCCUCAGCUAUUUUUCUCGAUAGCUUCUUGUCAGUGCAGUGGUAAUCGACGCGCUAGCGCUCCUUCCUAUCUCCUAGCGUUCGGGCCAUAUAGCGGCGACUUGAUGCCCCAGCUACUUAGCGUAGAGGUGUACAAUCAGUGCAGUACUUAAGCCGUACACGAUGAUGUGGGGUGGCUCUUUGAAAGGAUAAUCUGUAGCCUCCAUUCUGAUCUAAAGAUGGCUGAUUGGGCCCUUCCUUAGUAAUCUUGCAUUUUGACGGCGUUUUACGCUCCUAGAAGCAGGAAGAGAAAAAAAAGAACGCAAAGAAAAAUCAUAUCGCCCCACAAGGAGCGCAGCGCCAAAGAUAAGAAUGAGUGAGGAACGAAGAAAAAAUCGCCGAAUGAAAAAUGAUAACGCGAGUGAGGCAGGCGAAAAAUAACAAUUAUUAUUCAUACAUGGAAAUGAACAAUUUGAGCGACCGACAGUAAGCACUUGCCAGCGGUCGAUGUAAUGUGUACAACAGCAGCAGUGGCAGCUUCGUUGGUCGACAGCCAAGUGGACAGACAGUUGUGUUUAGUUAGGCUUAUUCUAAGAAGCGGAAGUAGCAAACCGUGCAGUGAUAUCAAGCAACGACAACAACAACAACGUGAACAUUUUCACUUUCGGCGAGUGUCAGCUGAACAGAUAGAAGAGAACUCUUCGCCAUACGCCGCCGUUCAUGACAACCACCGUCGUCGUAGCGUCUUUCGGUAACGGCUCGAAAAAUAAUGAAUGGGAUCGCCUAUCUGUACGGAGCGUUCCUGUUACUACUGAGUCAGCUCGAACUGUCGCGACAGUACCCUCAGAGCAAUUCCGUUACUGACACGGACAGGAACGACGUCCCGCGGUCCGGUCCUCUAGAUGACAGCUACGUCGUAGGUGUGAUCGAGUUCCGACCGGAACUACUUAACAUGGAAAUCCGCCAAAGAACAGAGCUGCACUUAGCGGCAUAUGAAGAAUUAGUGCAAUCCGAGAACGCAACGUUGGUCGACAUCAUCGUGUUUUCGGAGCUUACACUCAAUACGCUUUCGGAUCCAGUGUACGUCCCAGAUCCGCAGGAACAUUCCGUACCAUGCCAGGAAGGCGCACUGGAUGUGCUGUCACGACUUUCCUGCUUGGCAGCCAAGGUGGGCAAAUAUAUUGUGAUUAACCUGUCCGAGAUCUUCGACUGUGAGCCUGCCACCGAGGAUGAUCCAAGACCGUGCGGCCCGCAUGGUUUUCACCGGUAUAACACGGACGUCGUGUUUGACCGUAACGGAGCUGUGAUAGCGCGAUACCGCAAGUUUAACCUAUUCCGAGAGCCAGGGACCAACAUAACCCAUCUCCCGGAGCUGACAACGUUCGAGACUGAUUUUGGAGUGACUUUCGGACUGUUUACCUGUUUCGAUUUGCUGUUUGCUCAACCACCACUGGAAUUGGUCAAACGCGAUGUGAAAAACUUUAUUUUCCCAGCCAUGUGGAUUUCAGAGACCCCAUUUCUCACCGCUACGCAGAUCUUCGAGAGUUGGGCAUACGCGAAUAAUGUUAACUUGAUUGCAUCCGGAACGAACUACGAUCCGGCCGGUAGUACUGGUACGGGUGUGUUCAAUGGUCGCAACGGAGCUGUGUUUUCAUUUAUGACGGGGGAACCCACGAGACAACUGUUCGCCGUUCGCGUACCGAAGAUCAGUGACAGCCUCAGCCCCAAGCUCAUAACAUCAUCCGAUGAUUGUCUCGCGUUGCCUUGCGUUACUUCCGGUAGGAAACAUGGCAAACUUCUGGAAAACAUUCGCAUGGGGCAAGAUGUGUUGGAGCAAUACACAACGAUGCAAAUCAAUCCGCAGCAAUACCAUGACGAAAUAGGACAAAUUAUUUGUAAUGGCGACUUCUGUUGUGAUUUUAGCCUGACCCUGACGGUUGUCCCCGACAGAGACAUCACGCAUCACUAUCGGUUUGCUGUCUUCGAUGGGGUUCGAUCGUUUCAGGGCUACGCCUUUGCGCAUAUCUCUACUUGUGGCAUCUUUGCAUGCCGCAAUGAAUCAAUCACGAGCUGUGGACUUCCCAUGCACGAAAAUUCCAACUAUCUGGAGUUUAACGAGAUAAGGAUUUCAGGAAAAUUUAUUGCAAACGGAACUCUGGUUAUGCCCAACUCGCUUGAUGACAUGCUGCACUCAUUGGACGCCGAUCAAUAUCAGUUUUAUUCAAGCGUCAACUACUCAACCAAUCAACAAGACGUGCAACUGAUGCUCUACAGCACGGUGGCUAACCUUCAAACGUUCGCUAUCUACGCAUUUAAUCAUAAAAACUUUGAGUUUUUCAACCCAAUCGAACCACCAGCGGCGGAAACUACAACCGAAAGCCCUUACACUGGAACGGAUGAUGAAAACGAAAAUGGUGGAGCUCAGCUUACUAUCAGCGAACCUAAAACGCUUCUGCUAGUGCUGCUGGUCAGCUUGGUUGUGCUGAGAUUCAGACUUGGUACAACGUUACAACAAUUAGAGCGAUAGUUCAGUAUUUGUUUAAAAAACACUCAGAGUGUUUCUGAUGUAAAUAUUGUAAAGUUAGCUAGAACUUUGCGUGGGAUUUUUACAUUGCAUGCCAAAUUAUUAUAUUUAUAUUAAAUAAUUCGAAAGCGAUUCGCAUCUACUUGGUAUUAUUUGGCGAACUGUAAACAACUAGUUACCAAUGUUAAGGCGUUUAUUUCAAGCGAAAUAAAGAAGCAAUACAUAGUUGAAAGUUGAA